AUGAACUCAUCCGGACUUCAAUUCACAAGUAUGACGGAGCUUCUUGCCACAUGCUCACUUACAGAGCAGCAAACACGACAAUUUGAGCAAAAAUCGCUUGAUGUGUAG
Molecule: messenger RNA, 108 nt
Organism: Caenorhabditis elegans
Lineage: Eukaryota; Metazoa; Nematoda; Chromadorea; Rhabditida; Rhabditidae
Gene: Y59A8A.8
Product: SAM-dependent methyltransferase
Exons: 1
Coding region: 1-108 (35 amino acids)
Source: RefSeq, marked reviewed